AUGAUAUCUCAGAUCCACAAAUGUCCGGCGGAUCCGGUGGAUCUGGAGGGUCUGGAAGAGUCACCGACGGAGAUAGGUGAGAAGGUGGAGAUGAGACCAUCUUCGGAUCUAGGAGGUCCGUCGGUAAAAGAUCUUCAUGGCGGCGAUAACGCACGCACGAAAUCAUGGGUAAGUGAGAGAUCAUGUCAGCCUUGGGAGAAUCACCUCACCGAGAGGAGCAGAUCGAUGAAAACAGAGAGAUCUCGUCGAGAGAAGGAACCGACGGGGGAGAAGAAUCCGGAUUCCGGCCAGCCUCUGCGGCGACCAGGCGGAACAGCGGCUUCUGGGGAGCUAGACGCACGGACGUCCAGAGAAGAGGCAAGGUCGGAGACUCAUCUGAAAGUUGAGUUGAGUCGUCGCUGCGGCUGCCUCGGUUAG
This is a messenger RNA of Microthlaspi erraticum, 417 nucleotides long. The record is from the annotation of a GenBank genome assembly. NCBI's taxonomy places the organism in Eukaryota, Viridiplantae, Streptophyta, Magnoliopsida, Brassicales, Brassicaceae.